AUGGCCACCCCCAGUGUUCUCACCUUUGACGCUGAGGGUCGGGCUGUUGACUUUGAGGUCUGGGUAGAUGAUCUGCAGCUUUUCCUACAGUGCGAUAGGGCAGACGGUCUCUCCCUCUUUGACCUCACUUCAGGUGCCUCUCCUGCCCCUGCUGCUGAUGCUGAUGCCACUGUUCGCUCACAGUGGACCACGCGCGAUGCUGCUGCCCGCCUUGCUGUGCGCCGCCACUUACUAACCGUUGAGCGCGCGCAUUUCAGUCAGUACAAGAGUGCAAAGACCUUGUACGACGCUGUAGUUGCACGCUACUCUUUCCCUGCCACAGCUGCUCUUAGCCGCCUCAUACUGCCGUACCUCGCCGCUUUUCCCACAGUCACUGACCUCAUUACGCACCUUUACACUAGUGACAUUCGCUACCGCGCUGCGCUUCCCGCUGAGGACCACUUUCUCUCUGUUUGCCCCACCACUCUCACCGUUGACCUCCUCGAGGAGCGCCUCCUAGCAGUAGAGAAGAGUAUAGUCGCUGUAGGAGCCUCUCGUGGUGACCCUCGUACCCCUGUCUUUGAGGCGUGCUCCCCCCCCCCCCUCUUGCCCUCUGUUUCCUCUGCUACUGCGGCCGGCCUCGUUGGUCUUGAGUCAGUCGGAGCUGCGUCUGCCCCUAGCGGGAGACGCCGCUCAGGCAAGGGCAAGGGGGGCAAGGGCGCUGGAGGAGCUGGCGGGGGUGGUGGAGGCGGCGGUGGAGGCGGCGGAGGGGGUGGGGGUGGCGGUGGGAGUGGUGGCGGGGGUGGGGGCGCUAGUGGCGGCAGUGGAGGCGGAGGAGGAGGCGGUGGUGGCGGUGCGGGCGGAGGUGGCGAAGGUGGAGGCGGUGGUGGAGGUAGCGGCGGCGAAGGUGGAGCUGAUCGGGGCAGCUCUACGCAGAGGGUCGGCUCCGGUGGUGGUGAGCGCCAGCAGCUUCGUGAGUGGUACAUUGCUCGUGAGCGGGGUGGGGGUGAUGGCCCCUGUACCUACGUUCUCCGUACCAGCGACCGCGCGAGUGAGCAGUGUGGGGGUCCGCACUCCGCUCAGCGCUGCUUCGGCCGUCUGACGGAUGCUUGGCAUCACCAAUUCCCCGACGCUACUAAGAUCCCUUGCUGGGGUGAGCUGUUUAGGGCGGGGGUUGCGAUCUUUGAUCUUGAUUAUGAUGCUAUUCUUGCUGCCAUGUAUGCUGUGACUAUUAGUGAUGAGGGUGACUGUUACCGGUGUUUUCCGCCUGACCCGGGCAUUGAGGCUGCUGCUCUAGGUGCCAGUGAGUCUGCUGCCCCAGGUGCUGGUGAGUCUGCGCUCUCAGGAUGCAGGGGUUCACCAGUUCACUCCUGCGAGUCAGCGAGUGACCCACUGAUCCUGUGCUCGUACGGGCCGUCACUUGGCCACGUUUACCCAUCAGCCGGGGUCAAGCCUGGGCGGCAGCGCGCUGCUCCUCACUCCUCCGAGUUUCCUCCGACAGAGGCUCCGCUGCAGACGCUUCACAUGGACGUGUGGGGCCCAGACCGCGUCCGUGGACAGGGUCACGAGCGUUACUUCCUGCUGGUGGUUGACUACUACUCGCGUUACACCACAGUCUUCCCCUUGCGCAGCAAGGGUGAGGUCACUGAGGUGUUGAUCGCCCGGAUCCGCGCAGCUCGUCUCCAGCUCAGAGAGAGUUUCGGCUCGGACUUUCCUGUUCUGCGUCUGCACUCCGACAUAGGCGAAGAGUUCUUCUCUGGCCUUCUGCGAGCCUUCUGUCAUGCACUAGGCAUCCGCCAGACUUGCACGCUUCCGGACUCUCCGCAGCAAAAUGGGAUUGCUGAGCGCCACAUUGGCAUGGUCAUGGACGUCACUCGUACGUCCAUGGUCCAUGCGGCUGCCCCCCAUUUUCUGUGGCCGUUUGCGGUCAGGUACGCGGCACAUCAGAUCAACCUUCAGCCCCGGGUCUCCAUGCCGGAGACCUCCCCUGCUUUGCUGUGGACGGGGAAGGUUGGCGAUGCGUCUGCGUUCCAUGUCUGGGGAUCUCGGGCAUUUGUUCGCGACUUGUCUGCGGACAAGUUGUCCCCUCGUGCUGUUCCCUGCAUCUUCCUUGGCUUCCCCCCUGAUGCGCCAGGCUGGCAGUUCUACCACCCCACCUCGCGUCGUGUUCUGUCCUCCCAGGACGUCAUGUUUGACGAGUCGGUUCCCUACUACCGUCUCUUCCCCUACCGCACUGCGUCCCUCCCGCCCCCGCCGCUCUUCCUUACGCCAGGUCCCCCUCCAGUAGACCCCCUCCCCCCUCAGGGUCCUGCCCCCUCACGUGUGUCCCAGGUAGACGCAGUCGAGCCUGUCGAGGUAGCUGUUGACUCUGGUGCUGCUAGGGGUGCUGAGCCUGCGGGUGCGGGGUCUGGGGAUGCUGAGCCUGGAGGUGCUGAGUCUGGGGGUGCUGCGACUGGGGGUGCUGAGCCUAAGGGUGCUUCGCCUGGGGGUGCUGAGCCUAGGGGUGCUGCAUCUGGGGGUGCGGAGUCUGAGGGUACUUGGCCUGCUCGUGUGGCGUCUGGUGGUGCUGGGCUAGGAGGUUCUUCGGGUGCUUCGUCCCGGCGGGAGCUACUCUCUCAACAGGAGCUGCGUGAGUGGUUUGCCCGGCGCUGGAGGCGUGCUGCUGGAGCUGGAGGUGCUGCGGGUGCUGGAGCUGCUGGGCCUGCGGGUGCUUCUAGUACUGUAGCUGGUGGUGGUGCGGGCGUCGGUGCUACUGGGGGUGCUGGAGCUGGUGGACCUGCUAUGUCUUCUGGUGGUCCGGGUGGAGCUGGAGCUGCUGGGGGUGUUGGCGGUGAGGGUUCUUCUGGUGCUGGUGCCUCUGAGGGUGCUGGAGUUUGCGCUGCUGGAGCUGGGGGUGCUGCUGGCGCUGGUGCUGUCGUUCGGGGUGCUGGUGCUGUCCCUUCUGGUGCUGGUGGUGCUGAGCGGUUGGGUCUGUCGUGA
Molecule: messenger RNA, 2958 nt
Organism: Closterium sp. NIES-65
Lineage: Eukaryota; Viridiplantae; Streptophyta; Zygnematophyceae; Desmidiales; Closteriaceae
Source: the annotation of a GenBank genome assembly